Messenger RNA from Gracilinanus agilis (Agile Gracile Mouse Opossum), 1178 nucleotides. RefSeq names its product zinc finger protein 239-like. Bases 1 to 1002 code for a protein of 333 amino acids. Gene Ontology annotation, cellular component: nucleus. NCBI's taxonomy places the organism in Eukaryota, Metazoa, Chordata, Mammalia, Didelphimorphia, Didelphidae. Gene Ontology annotation, molecular function: DNA-binding transcription factor activity, RNA polymerase II-specific; RNA polymerase II cis-regulatory region sequence-specific DNA binding. The record is from RefSeq and is a predicted model, not a curated record. The transcript has a single exon. Gene Ontology annotation, biological process: central nervous system development; regulation of transcription by RNA polymerase II.
AUGUUAAUUGCACAACAUAGAAUUCCUUUAGUAAGUAGUCUUUCUAAAUAUGAUAUACAUGGGAAAAGCUUCAGAGAUAAUUCAGAACUAAAUAAAUGUCCAAGAAUCUAUGCAGAAGAGGAAUCUUUGAAGUAUAAAGGAUUUGAGAAAGUUUUCAACCAGGAUUUACAGCUUAAUCUCCAUCAUAUUCAACAUUCUAGAGAGAAAUCCUAUAAAUGUAAUGAAUGUGGGAAAGCCUUCACCAAGUGGGCAAAUCUUACUCGACAUCAGAGAAUUCAUUCUGGAGAAAAACCCUUUAAAUGUAAUGAAUGUGGGAAAGCCUUCACCCAAAGGGCACAACUUACUCAACAUCAGCUUACCCAUAGUGGAGAGAAACCAUUUAAGUGUUAUGAAUGUGGAAAGGCCUUUACUCAAAGGGCACAUGUAACUCAACAUCAACUUACCCAUAGUGGAGAAAGACCUUAUAAAUGUAAUGAAUGUGGUAAAGCCUUCACCAAUCGAGGAAUACUUACUGAUCAUCAGAGAAUUCAUUCUGGAGAGAAACCUUAUAAAUGCAAUGAAUGUGGGAAAGCCUUUACCAAGAGGGGAAUACUUACUCAGCAUCAGAGGAUUCAUUCUGGAGAGAAACCUUAUAAAUGUAAAGAAUGUGGGAAAGGCUUCAACAGGAGUACACACCUUACUUUACAUCAACACACUCAUAAUCAAGAGAAACCAUUUAAGUGUAAUGAGUGUGGGAAAGCCUACAGCCAGAUUUCACAGCUCAAUACUCAUCAAAGAGUUCAUUCUGCAGAGAAACCCUAUAAAUGUAAUGAAUGUGGGAAAGCCUAUAGUCAGAUUUCACAGCUUAAAAUUCAUCAAAGAGUUCAUUCUGGAGAAAAACCCUAUAAAUGCAGUGACUGUGGGAAAAGUUUUAACAGGAAAACACAUCUUACAAGGCAUCAGAGAAUUCAUAGUGGAGAGAAGAACCUUGCCCAUAAUAGAGACUUAAUGAAUGUUUGUUGAAUUGAAAAUGAAUUGCUUGUUGAAUUCUAAGAAGCCUAAACAGCAUUGCUAUAAUUUACAAGACUAGCUACUUUUCAAAAAAGAAAAUGUUAGUCAUGCAUGCUUGAUGAAGUUAUGCUAAUCUUUUAAUAAUUUCUACAUCCUUAUUCAAGUAUAUAUUAAAUUUAAUAUUGCAU